Molecule: messenger RNA, 3569 nt
Organism: Labrus mixtus (cuckoo wrasse)
Lineage: Eukaryota; Metazoa; Chordata; Actinopteri; Labriformes; Labridae
Product: zinc finger protein OZF-like
Exons: 2
Coding region: 2013-3233 (406 amino acids)
Cellular component (GO): nucleus
Source: RefSeq, a predicted model, not a curated record
CAGAGAGUAGGACUCUUAACAAACUGUUAUCCAUUAUGGAUAAUCCUGAUCACCCUCUGCACACCCUACUGGACAAACAGCGGAGCAGCUUCUCCAACAGACUGAUCCAACUCCGCUGUCACAAGGACAGAUACAGGAAAUCUUUCUUACCGAAGGCCAUAACUCUGUACAACAGCUCACCUCAUGCGAGCAGAGAACUGUCAUCAUGAUAAUAUCUGUCUCUCCAUACUGUCAUCUGUUCUGCACAUGUUAAAUUUACAAAUUAUCCCUGCACUCAUGUUCACUUCAUUUGGCUGUCUACUCGCCGUUAUAUUGUAUAGUUUCUGCUUAUAAUACGUCUACACUCAUGCACUUUAAUUUAUGUCAAUACUGUCCAUUUCCAACUCUGUUUUUGCACAUUUACAUUCAAUCUUCCAUAUUUAAUCUUCCUAUUUAAGACUAGUAAUGCUUAGUUAAAUCCUGGUUGUACAUAUUCACAUUCUUAUUUUUUUUUAUAUCUUUUAGUACUUAUUUACUUUGUAGUUAAUAUUAUAUUGUGUUUAGAUUUGCUAACAUUGUGUUGUUUUUUUUUUACUCAUAUUGUGUGUUGGAUAACCUGCUGCUGUAACGCCACAAUUUCCCAGUUUGGGAUCAAUAAAGUAAUUCUAUUCUAUAUUCUAUUCUAUAUUAUAUUAUACUACAUUAUAUUAUAUAACUGCACUCUGCAUUACUGUGGUACAACACUGCCUCUCUUCUCUGCUGUUUACAUUACUUGCUGCUAUUUAUCAUACCAAGUCACUUUAAUCAUCACUUGUCACUUUAUCUUGUCAUUCUCUGCAAAUACUGUCUCAAUUCCCUGCAUAGUUAACUUCAUCAUUCAUUUUGUACUUGUAUAUACCCCCUGUUUUUAUUUUUAUUUAUCUUAUCUAUUCUGUUUAAUGUGUAUUUUGAUCUUACUUGUCUGUGCUGCUGCAACGCCUGAAUUUCCCCUCUGGGGAUCAAUAAAGUAUUAUCCUAUCCUAUCCUACCUCUGUGAGUGUUGGAAAAUGUCACAGGUGGGGAUGCUUACUUAACCCUUUGACUUCCACACUAAGAAAUCUAUUUGCAAAAAAAUGUUUGUUGGUAAAAUUGUGUUCCUGCCUCUUCAUUAAGCAACAUUUCAGGUUAUAUUUUUCGGAUUACCCAAUCAGGAAGCAGAUAUGCAGGUCAACCAGCUGGUUGCCUGUUUAGGGUUACUUUGGACAUGAAUGGAUUUCUUUCAUUUCUGCAACAAAAUGUUUAGUUAGAUGUAAACAUCACAGAGAGAAGAACUUGUUAAAAUAACCUAUAAUUUAUUUAAUAAAUUUAAUGAGUAGCAAUGGUUAGAAAAGGUGAACAAAAUAAGAAAUUAGUGACUUGAGCCAGGCCGUUUGCGUAGACUGGCAACUCAACCGAGCGGUUGUUUUCUGAGGAAUCGUAGAUAUAUAUUUUGUUGUCAAAUUUAUUUCCUUCAACUAAAAUAUGAUUGUUAGAGGGUCUAUAAAUGAUAUGUGAAAAUAUAUUUUUUUUUUACCCGGACAUUUGCUCUUAUUCUGUGAGAUUUCUGAGGAGCUGUGCAGUGCAGAGUCACUCCCGGUAUUUUCCACAGUUUUAAGACAAUGAUAAUUAUGUACAGCAGCGCCACCCAUUGGACAUAAUCUGUGUUACAUACACUAUUCAAUGAGGUGAAUGAGGAUAAACAGCCAAAGAUAGGUUUUCAGAGUUUUAAAUACAGCAAUAUGGUGGCGGAAAAAAGGUCAACCGCGUGGUUACAAUGCAAGUCAAAGGGAGGGGAGGUGUUCUGUAAAGGGAACAAAGCGGGCUGUUUCCACCCGGACCAUUGAGUGUGUAACACAAGUUGUGAGUAAACGUUCCUGCUGAGCAUACACGUGAUUCUCCGUGUCUUUAUUAAUGAUCGUUAGGGUGCUAACGUAACAGUAGAUGAUCAGAGUAAAGUUGUAAAGACGUCAGCGCUGAGUUGAGUUUUCCCUCUGUGACUCUUGGAUGUGUGUAAGAUGGCCGGGUUUAAGGAUCUUAAAGAGUUAUUCAGUCGACGGCUGCUCGCUGCGGUUAUCAGAGAUAUAACAGAAGAAAGAACAACAAGUGGAUACGAAGAGGAGCUCCACCGACAAAGAAAACUGCUGGAUGUGAUUUUAACUCCUGAAAUCAAGCUACAGAGAACAGAUGUCCAGCAGCUGUUGGUGAGUAAAGAAGAGCUUCCACCUGAGCAGCAGGAGUGGAGCCACAUUCUGGACCAGGAGGACACUAAGCCCCAACACAUUAAAGAAGAACAUGAGGAACUGUGGAUCAGUCAGGAGGAAGAACAGCUUCAAGGACUGGAGGAGGCUGAUACCGCCAAGUUCACCUUCACUCCUGUCUCUGUGAAGAGUGAAGAUGAUGAAGAGAAACCUCAGUCCUCACAGCUUCAUCAGAGACAAACUGAACAGAUGGAAACAGGAGUUGAUGGAGAGGACUGUGGAGGAGCAGAACCAGAGAGAGACUCAGAUCCAGAAAGACGUUUACAACCAGAGACUGAAGACUCUGGUGAACCUGAGACUGAUGACAGUGAUGAUUGGAAAGAGACAAGAGAAGAUCUGUCAGAAUUAAACUUGAAAAAUAAGAAACUAAAGACUGGUAAGAGACCACACAGCUGCUCGGAGUGUGGUAAAAGAUUUAACCAGAAAGGGAAUCUGACAAAACACAUGUUAGUUCAUACAGGAGAGAAACCCUUCAGCUGCUCUGUUUGCAGUAAAAGCUUUACACAAAGACAACAUCUGACCACACACAUGUUAGUUCAUACAGGAGAGAAAGCCUUCAGCUGCUCUGUUUGCAGUGAAAGCUUUACCCUAAGACAACAUCUGACCAGACACAUGUUAGUUCAUACAGGAGAGAAACCCUUCAGUUGCUCUGUUUGCAGUAAAAGCUUUACCCAAAGAGGAACUCUGACCACACACAUGUUAGUUCAUACAGGAGAGAAACCCUUCAGCUGCUCUGUUUGUAGUAAAAGCUUUACCGUAAGAGGUAGUCUGACCACACACAUGUUAGUUCAUACAGGAGAGAAACCCUUCAGCUGCUCUGUUUGCAGUAAAAGCUUUACCGUAAGAGGUAGUCUGACCAUACACAUGUUAGUGCAUACAGGAGAUAAACCCUUCAGCUGCUCUGUUUGCAGUAAAAGCUUUACCCGAAGACAACAUCUGACCACACACAUGAUGAUUCAUACAGGAGAGAGAUGCUAAUCCUGUGCAAUGGUAAAACUGAUCCAAAGGAUUCCAACUUAACAUCACUAAUGUGUAUAUAAGACAAAAAAGAGAUAAAAGACAUAAAUCUGUCUCUACUAUUUGAAAUUUAUGUUUUGUUGCUGACAUAUGAACCAGUAAGUUGGGAUCAGCUAUGACGUUUGAAUUGAAAGUGUUUAUAUGAAACAGUUACAGUGUAAGGAUUCUUCUCUCCUGAUAUCUUCUCUUCUUUCUGUCACUCUGUUUCCUUGGAUGCCUCUGUGUUGGGUAGCAGAAGUUCUUCAGACAGCUCAUGUGUAACCUUGUAAUAAAUAAACUGAUGUAGAGUGAGAAAGA